Messenger RNA from Pieris brassicae (large cabbage white), 2072 nucleotides. RefSeq names its product juvenile hormone acid O-methyltransferase-like. The coding region runs from base 288 to 1100 and encodes 270 amino acids. The record is from RefSeq and is a predicted model, not a curated record. NCBI's taxonomy places the organism in Eukaryota, Metazoa, Arthropoda, Insecta, Lepidoptera, Pieridae. The transcript is spliced from 5 exons.
UAAAAUGCUGAUUGACCGAUGGUUAAACCAUUCAAUCUCUCACUGUGUAACUAUGUGCUUGUACAUAAGUGAAAAUUACAAAUCGUAGCAUGCGCACAACAUGCGGUAUCGCGCCAGUGGUUGAGUUACUAGUUAGGGCCAAAGUUGCCACAAUAGUCGAUGAUGUCGACCGGUAACACAUAUAAAUACAUACCGAGAGCGCUUCUGACGAGACUGCCCGCCGAAACCGCGUCGAGCACGCCAUCUUAGCGCACGCGCACCCGAAAAAUAAUUUAAAAAUAAAAAAAAUGAAUAAUGCCGAGCUUUAUCAGAAAAGCAACAACCUGCAGAAACGCGACGCACUCGAGUGCCUCCAGGAGUAUGCAAGAAAGAUUAAAUGGAAGAAAGAUGUAUCGGUGAUUGACAUAGGCUGCGGGGAUGGCAGCGUCACAACGGCGAUUACGAAGAAAUUUUUACCUAAUUGCAAGGAGAUUGUCGGGUGUGACAUAAGCAAGCAGAUGAUACAAUUUGCGAAUGACAAAUUUUCGUCGGAGACCACCAGUUUUAUGGUGCUCGAUAUUGAGGGGGACCUUCCGGAACAGAUGCGAGCUGAGUUCCACCACGCUUUUUCUUUUUACACCCUCCACUGGGUUAAGCAGCAAGAGCACGCGUUUAAAAAUAUAUACGAUCUACUCCAAGAUGGUGGGAAUUGUUUUCUCAUAUUCCUCGGACAUAUGCCCCUUUUUGACGUAUUUAGGAUCUUGGCACGGAGCAACCGUUGGAGCCUUUGGUUAAGAGAUGUUGACAAAUUUGUGUCGCCUUACCACGAUUCUCAGGAUCCGGAUAAGGAAAUUAAAAGGAUGAUGUGCAAGAUUGGAUUUACAAAUGUUGAAGUACAGUAUAAGCCGAAAUCAUUUAUAUACAAUAGUUUGGAGGCUGUUAAAAAAGCAGUAAAAGCGGUUAACCCCUUCGAAAUUCCGGAUGAACUGCACGAUGAGUUACUUGAGGAUUAUAUAGGCAUUGUUCGUGACAUGCAGCUCAUUGACAUUGAUAAUAAUAAUGUGGAACAAGUUGUUGUACGGACUAAUUAUAACCUAAUUAUUGCGUACGGUGAAAAGUGAAACUAUUUAUUGAACUAUGGAAAUAACAAUGAAGUAUGGUUUGGUUGAGGUCUGUGGUGUAGGGCUUUUUGUCUUUACUUUAUGGUACCUAGAUGUAGUCAGAGUUUAGUGUAACAGUAGAUCUGAUUGUUUUUAUUAUGGAUCCAUAUUUAAAGUACGUUUCAGUUGUCAUUCAUUGUACCAUCAAAACUGUUUAUUAAAAAAUCCAAAUAAGAAUACCUAAUUGCUAUCAUAAAAUUUACAGGCGUUUACCGUGGUUAUUCUGAUUAUCAACGUAUAAAUUUAACACCAAAUUAAAGUUUAGUUAUUUUGUUUUGACUAUUUUUAAAAAAAUCUAUUUCUGCUGUGAAUUCUUGGUUAUAUGUUGUCUAAGAAGUUAAAAAAACAUUGUUCAUAGUAUAUUAAUGACAACAGUGCCUUUAUACUUAUUAGUUUAAGUAUAACAUUUAAGGGUAGUAGUAUUUAAGUAUUAUGUCUAAAACUACUUUUUUAUUAUUUAUUAUGCCUAAUAUUGAUGUAACUUUUAUAAUUAUUUAUUUAAUAGGAUUAGUAUAGAUGUAUAAUGUAUGUAUACCUUUAAUGGAAUUGUGACGUACAUACCCAUCGAUAAUGAAACAAAAGCAGUUGUUAUUAUUAUAUAGAUUUCUCCAAAAACGUUAAUCUCCAAAUGUUGCUUUAAAAAAUAGACGAUCAAAGUCAGUAAAUAAUUUAAAAUUAAACAAAUCCUAUUAAUUACGAUUAAGUGAUAUAACUACUCCACACAUCAUAGUAUGUUAAAAUGUAAUUAGAAAAAACCAUUAUCAUCUUUCGCUUCAUUGUAUUUGUUUAAACGGAAAGAUGAAUCGCGUAGCGUCUCUGUGAUCAUAACGAAACAUAUUCACAUAUUUCUUGUUUUACAUUAGUAUAGUAUAGUAAUUGGGAGUGGAAAGAGUAUAUAUCUUACAAAGUACAAAAUAAUAUAGUUUUACACAU